GUGUUGCAUUGAAUCUAUAUCUUUCUACGUCGCAUAAAAUAAAAUAUUUUUAAUAAUGGAAAAGGAAAUAAAAAAUAAAGUGGCUAUUGUAACUGGAGGCAGUAAAGGAAUAGGAUCUGCGAUAGUUGAAGAAUUUUUAUGCCAUGGUGCCAAAGCAGUUGUGAUAGUUGAUAGAGAAGAAAGUCAAGGCAUCGAACUGAUGGAAAAACUUAACAUACAAUAUGGUGAUGGGAAAGCUAUAUUUUUCAAAGCGGACGUCACUAGAGACCUAGACGAAAUUUACAAAAAAGUCGUGGAAAAAUACCAAACUAUAGAUAUCCUUGUGAAUAAUGCUGGAAUAGUAGACGAAACCUCAAUCAGAAGAACAUUAGAUGUGAACACUAUUGCGACGGUUGAAUGGUCUAUGAAGUUUUUAAAUCAUAUGAGAAAAGAUAAAGGAGGAAAUGGUGGAACUAUUUUGAACAUAGCUUCCAUUUAUGGCUAUACUGUUGAUCCGGUGGUGCCCUUUUACAAAACUUCAAAAUUUGCAGUUAUGGGUUUCACGAGGACAUUGGGACAUGUCAAAAACUACGAAAUAACAAAAGUAAGAGUAUUUGCACUUUGCCCAGGAUUGACUAGGACAUCUAUACACGCAGCAGGAAAAUUAUAUGCGUUGGACUUUCUGGAAGAAGUAACCAGAAAUGUAAUAUCAACAGUGUCAUAUCAAGAGAAAGAAGACGUCGCAAAAGCCGCAAUCGAGGCAUUCAAAACUGCCCAAAGUGGUUCGGCGUGGAGUAUCAUUAAUGGUGAACCAAUACAAGAGAUAGUGUAAAUUGAGUUGACAACAAUGUUAAGCCAUUCACAGUAUCAAAAAAUUGACAAACUUAUCAUAAUAAUAAAAGAU
Ostrinia furnacalis (Asian corn borer) is the source of this 883-nucleotide messenger RNA. RefSeq names its product 15-hydroxyprostaglandin dehydrogenase [NAD(+)]-like. The coding region runs from base 56 to 811 and encodes 251 amino acids. The transcript has a single exon. The record is from RefSeq and is a predicted model, not a curated record. Gene Ontology annotation, cellular component: cytoplasm. Gene Ontology annotation, molecular function: oxidoreductase activity, acting on the CH-OH group of donors, NAD or NADP as acceptor. NCBI's taxonomy places the organism in Eukaryota, Metazoa, Arthropoda, Insecta, Lepidoptera, Crambidae.